GUGAUAAGCCAACCCACACAUGAGCACGCACACAGCUCACACCCACACAUACGGCAGCCUGCGCCCGGCUGCAGGCCAACGCGCGCGGGCCGAUAGCCCUAUGAUGAAGGAGAAUCCAGAGAAGCACAGCCUCGAGAGCCUGAUUGGCGAUAUUGAUACCUACAUCGCGGAGCAGGAGGCGUAUGAGCGCGAUAGCUGGGACGAAGAGCGUCCAGGCAUGGGCAGGCCGCGCAGCGAUUCCCGUGGCACCAUGUUCGUGGACAUGGACGAGGGUGGCGCGAUGGUGGUGAGCUACCGCUAUCCCCUCGAGCCUACGCCUGCCUUGCCUGCGCGCAGCCCGCGCCGGGACGAGCUGCCCGAGGGGGAGCUGUAUGUCGUCGAUGGGCAGGAGGUCGGCGCGGCGCCGUACAUGCAGGACGAGGACGGCGCGUCCUUUGUCCGCGUGGGCGUUAGUGCGGACGGUAAGGGGAUCUAUGUGCCGAAGCGGGAGGGGGGCAGGUAUGGGGUUGGAGGCCACUCACGUCCUCGACAUCGCCGUGGCCCGAGGGCUCGGUCGAACAGCGCGCAGCGCCCCCAGUACCGCUGCUCGCCGUACCCGACGACGACGGCUCACCGCCGUCCACACUGCACGGCGCUUCCAAGCGACCUCGAUGCUGGUAGUACGGAGGGCGAGUACCCGCGUCCGAUGCGGCGCGUGGAGAACAACAUCAACAUAGACGUGGACAAGCCACUUCCCCGUCUACCUCAAAGCGGGUAUCGCAAGCGGCGCAGCUUCGUCGAGGUGAUUCGGCGCGUGAUGCGGAAGCUGUGCUCGUCCUCGCGCCCUGCGCAGGGGAAGAAGGGCAAGGUGUAUGGCGUCGAACAGCGAGAUGGCAGCAGGGUUCUCACGCGUAGGCCGUCCUAGUCUGUCUUCUGACCCUUCUGACCCUUCUUGCUCUUCUUUUUUAUUUGCAUGUUUACUUUGUAGCUUUGAUAUGAUGGGGUGUAGGAAGGAGGAGCGGAGAAGCACGCAGCAUCUCGCCAUCCGGUUCGCGGGGAAUGGCUUGAGAAUAUGCUGUGGAGAGAGGUAAGUGUUUGUGCAGCUUGGCAACGACUUCAAAUCGAAGCGAGAGCUUCUCUGGUCGGAGAAGCCGGACGUGGAAUGGCAUCUGCUGGGCAUGAGACUGCAGAUUGAAGCGCGAGCUUCUCUGGUCGAAA
Molecule: messenger RNA, 1197 nt
Organism: Paraphaeosphaeria sporulosa
Lineage: Eukaryota; Fungi; Ascomycota; Dothideomycetes; Pleosporales; Didymosphaeriaceae
Exons: 1
Coding region: 20-904 (294 amino acids)
Source: RefSeq, a predicted model, not a curated record